Pezoporus flaviventris is the source of this 1706-nucleotide messenger RNA. RefSeq names its product pentraxin 3 (gene PTX3). Bases 285 to 1580 code for a protein of 431 amino acids. The record is from RefSeq and is a predicted model, not a curated record. Gene Ontology annotation, biological process: innate immune response. The transcript has 3 exons. NCBI's taxonomy places the organism in Eukaryota, Metazoa, Chordata, Aves, Psittaciformes, Psittacidae. Gene Ontology annotation, molecular function: complement component C1q complex binding.
UCCCCGUUUCUUCCCCUCUGCGAGCCAGUACAUCUCCCCCCAGUGCAAACCUGAAAGGCUGGAAUUGAGCAAGCUGCACGCCCCCUUUUCCUCUCAGCCAAAAUCAACAGUGAGAAGUGCUCUUAUUACAACACUGGCACUAGCACUGCUCAUUCAUUCAAGCCGAGGCGCUCGGAGCGUUUGCUAGGGGCUCACUGCAUCUCACUCGCAGUCUUGUCUCUGCUGAAGUCUGACUUGGACUCAAGCUCCAUACAGCACAGCUAUUUUCAGGAAGCAGCUAGAGAAUGCUGCCCCAAGAAAUACUUCCUCUGCUUACCCUGUUCUGUGUUUUCAGGGCUUCUGUUUCUGUUCUGGAUGAAGAUGAUGAUUAUGAUCUCAUGUAUGUGAACUUGGAUAAUGAAAUUGAAGGUCCAGUUCUUGGUACUGAGGAAACUGUUUCAUGUGACUGCCAGCGAGAGCACACCAAAUGGGACAAGCUCUUCAUCAUGCUUGAGAACUCGCAGAUGAAAGAGAAUAUGAUGCUGCAGGCGAUGGAUGAGAUCCUGAAGGUGGACCUGCAGACCCUGAAAACAGAGCUAAGCCAGCUCACCACCAACCUCGCGGGUACCUUGGACACAACAGUUGAGAAAGUCACCUCCCACAUUGUGUCACAGGUAGAGCAGGCGCUUGUGAGUAACAGUGAUCCAGCUGGAGAAGCCAAGAGGCUUCAUGAGUCUGAGCAAGGAAAGCUUCUCGAGCACAUUCUGCUGCUCAGCCACAAUGUGUCCAGCAGGCUCGGCCAGCUGGAGAGCUCUUGGCUGAGGAGGUGUGAGCUGGAGGCUCAAGAAACAGCUUUUCAUCAGGAUAAAUUCAGUCCUACCAGAGGAGACGAUCCCAUUUUGAACUCCCUGUGGAAAGAGCUACAGCAAACCAGGACUGAACUGAAAGCAUCACAGAAAUGGGUAGCUCAGCACUUACUGCCAGGAGGGUGUGAAACAGCAAUUCUAUUCCCCAUGCGUUCAAAAAAAAUAUUUGGAAGUGUUCACCCAACUGCUGGAAUGACCCUUCGCUCCUUUACUGCUUGCAUCUGGAUCAAGGUGACUGAGGCUUUGAACAAAACUAUCAUCUUCUCAUACGGAACCAAGUUAAACCCAUACGAAAUCCAACUUUAUCUCAGCCAGGAGUCUGCAGUGCUCGUUGUCGGUGGUGACCAGCACAAGUUAGUUGUCAAAAACGUAGUUGUUCCUGGGAAAUGGAUCCAUCUCUGUGCCACCUGGAGCUCAGAGAAUGGAUCUGCAUCCCUGUGGCUGAACGGAGAGCUUACAGCCACUGCCUUGGACAUUGCUGAUGCUCAUACCAUUCCAAACGGAGGGAUUUUUCAGAUCGGUCAAGAAAAGAAUGGCUGCUGUGUUGGAGGUGGAUUUGAUGAAGCUUUAGCUUUCUCUGGAAAAUUAACUGGCUUUAACAUGUGGGACAGAAUGCUCAGUGCAAAAGAGAUAGCAGCACAAAGCGGAGAAGAUGCAUGCAGUAUGAGGGGCAACAUUAUCGGGUGGGGAGUCACAGAAGUUUUGCUAUAUGGAGGAGCCCAGUACAUUUCUUAAAUUCUGGCAAGGCAGUUUCUGAAGCAGGAAACGUAUUUUAUGAAUAGUUGAACACCAGUCCAUGCAAGUAAACAUGUAGGAGCCCACAUUGCUCCAAUUCCCAAGGAAGAUUAGCAUUGCAAGUUU